Molecule: messenger RNA, 4331 nt
Organism: Paramecium octaurelia
Lineage: Eukaryota; Ciliophora; Oligohymenophorea; Peniculida; Parameciidae
Source: the annotation of a GenBank genome assembly
AUGAUAUAAUUUCACGAAAAUACCUUCAAGAAAGCGAUAUAUUUAAAGGAAUAUGAGUCAUAAAAAGCUUCCAUUAAUUAUUUUACCAACACUAUAAAUUAUAUCAAACUUUAAAGAUUAAUCAAAUAAUAAUAUUUUCAAAGGCUAAUUCAAACAGACCGACUCCUACAAAAUUUCUUUAAAAAGAAAAAAUAAUAAAAAAUUCAAAUUGGGACAUAUUUAAAACACUAUUUUUAAGUCAAUAAGAAAGUUAAAAUAAAAUAUAUAAGCAACGAAAAUACUUAAUAAUACUUUUUAAGCAAUAUUUUGAAAAAUAAAUUAGAAAUAAACGAUCAUGAGGCCAAGUAAAACGCUGUUGAUAAUAGUAUUUAUUUGAAUAAUAGUAUAAUAUAAAAAUUAUUUAUAGUUGAUGCAUUAGAUUAAAUGCAAAGAUGUGAGGAAGCAACAAAUUUGGAAGAUUAAAAUCCUGAAGAUUAUCAUAAAGAAGGUAUACUUUUUUGAAUAAUCUAUCUCUUUUUAGCUAUUGCUUUAUAUAAGCUGAAAAGGUUUUAGGAUGCAUUAGACUAUUUUGAUUUAGCGAUUUAAAAAUAUCCAAAAUUUUCAGACCACUAUUAUGGCAAAGGUAAAUUUGAAAAUACAUACCUUUGUAGCGGAAACAUUACAAAAAAUGCUAAAAUUUGAAGAUGCAUUGAAACAUUACAAUCAAGCUAUUCAUUUAAACCCUAAUAAAUCAGGAUACUAUAAUAGCAAAGGUAGAAAGUAAAAUGCAUAUCUGUAGCUAUGACUUUAAGGCUGAUGAAUAGAUUUGAAGAAGCUUUGCUAAUUUAUGAUUAAGCUAUUAAUAAAAAUCCUGAUAUAUCAGAAUAUUAUUAUAAUAAAGGUUAAUAUAAAAUGCAUAAUUGUCUAGCUGUGACUUUAAGAGUAAUGAAUAGAUUUAAUCAAUCAUUGGAAUAUUAUGAUUUAGCUAUACAAAACAACCCAAAAAUUUCUGAUUAUUAUAAUGGCAAAGGUACUAAUAAACCAUGGAUUAUUGUGUAGCAAUAACUUUAAGACAACUAAAUGUAUAUGAAAAAGCAUUGGAUAAUCAUGAUUUAGCUAUAAAAAUAAACCCAGAAAACUCAGAAUUUUAUAGGAGCAAAGGUAAAAAUUAAAAUGAUAUUUUGAAGCAAUAACAUUAGAAAAAAUCAGCAUGUAUGAAGAAGCAUUGGAAUUUUAUGAUCUAGCUAUACAGAAAAACCCAGAAGACUCAGAUUAUUAUAAUGGCAGAGGUAAACAUUUAAUAAUAUAUUGUGAAGCAUAAACUUUAAGGCAAAUGAAUAGAUAUUAGGAAGCAUUAAAAUGUUAUGAUUAAGCAAUACAAAAAAACCCUGAAAAUUCAGAUUAUUAUAACAGCAAAGGUUUAUUCAUAAUAUAGAUUAUUAUAUAGCAAUAACCUUAAGACUAUUGAGAAGGAAUAAGGAAGCAUUGGAAUUUCAUAAUUUAGCUAUAGAAAAAAAUUCAGAAAAUUCAGAGUAUUAUAAUGGCAAAGGUAGAAGUAUAAUGUGAGGUUUUUAAGCAACAACUUUAAGGAUGAUGAAUAGAUGUGGAGAAGCUUUGGAAUACUUUGAUUUCGCUAUUCAGAAAAACCCAGAAAAUGCAACAUAUUACUAUCACAAAGGUAUUUUGAUAAUUGCAUACUGAUAGCUGAUACUCUAGAUAUAAUGAAUAGAUCUGAACAAGCAUUGGAAUAUUAUGAUUUAGCAAUAUAGAGAAAUCCUGAAGAUUCUGAUUUUUAUAAUGGGAAAGGUAAAAGUAAGUUGAAUUUGUAUAGCAAUUUCUUUAAGUCAAAUGUGCAGAUAUUAAGAGGCUUUAUUCUAUUAUGACUUAGCUAUUUAAAAAAACAUUUAAAAAGCAGAAUAUUGUAAUAACAAAGGUAGAUAGUAACGUUAAUUUUUGUGUAGCAUUAACUUUAAGAAAAAUGAAUAGAUAUUAAGAGGCUUUAGCAUGUUUGAAUUAUGCAACUCAACAAAAUCCUGAAAAUUCAACUUAUUACUAUCACAUAGGUAUUUUGAUAAUUACAUAAGCUAGCUGAUAUUCUAGAUAUAAUGAAUAGAUAUGAACAAGCAUUGGAAUAUUAUGAUUUAGCUAUAGAGAAAAACCCUGAAGAUUCUGAUUUUUAUAAUGGAAAAGGUAAAAAGUAAAUUGAAGUUAUGUAGGAUUAACAUUAAGGAAUAUGAACAAAUAUGAAGAAGCAUUAGAAUGCUUUAAUUAAGCAAUAAUAAAAAAUCCUGAAAAAGAAAUUUCUUAUUAUAACAAAGGUAUCAUAAUUGAAAACUGAUAGCAAUUGUUUUAUAAUAAAUGAAUAGAUCUGAAUAAGCUUUGGAAUAUUAUGAUUUAGCUAUAUAGAAAAACCCUGAAGAUUCUGAUUUUUAUAAUGGCAAAGGUACAAAGUAAAUAACAUUAUGUAUAGCANGGCAAAUGAAUAGAUAUUAGGAAGCAUUAAAAUGUUAUGAUUAAGCAAUACAAAAAAACCCUGAAAAUUCAGAUUAUUAUAACAGCAAAGGUUUAUUCAUAAUAUAGAUUAUUAUAUAGCAAUAACCUUAAGACUAUUGAGAAGGAAUAAGGAAGCAUUGGAAUUUCAUAAUUUAGCUAUAGAAAAAAAUUCAGAAAAUUCAGAGUAUUAUAAUGGCAAAGGUAGAAGUAUAAUGUGAGGUUUUUAAGCAACAACUUUAAGGAUGAUGAAUAGAUGUGGAGAAGCUUUGGAAUACUUUGAUUUCGCUAUUCAGAAAAACCCAGAAAAUGCAACAUAUUACUAUCACAAAGGUAUUUUGAUAAUUGCAUACUGAUAGCUGAUACUCUAGAUAUAAUGAAUAGAUCUGAACAAGCAUUGGAAUAUUAUGAUUUAGCAAUAUAGAGAAAUCCUGAAGAUUCUGAUUUUUAUAAUGGGAAAGGUAAAAGUAAGUUGAAUUUGUAUAGCAAUUUCUUUAAGUCAAAUGUGCAGAUAUUAAGAGGCUUUAUUCUAUUAUGACUUAGCUAUUUAAAAAAACAUUUAAAAAGCAGAAUAUUGUAAUAACAAAGGUAGAUAGUAACGUUAAUUUUUGUGUAGCAUUAACUUUAAGAAAAAUGAAUAGAUAUUAAGAGGCUUUAGCAUGUUUGAAUUAUGCAACUCAACAAAAUCCUGAAAAUUCAACUUAUUACUAUCACAUAGGUAUUUUGAUAAUUACAUAAGCUAGCUGAUAUUCUAGAUAUAAUGAAUAGAUAUGAACAAGCAUUGGAAUAUUAUGAUUUAGCUAUAGAGAAAAACCCUGAAGAUUCUGAUUUUUAUAAUGGAAAAGGUAAAAAGUAAAUUGAAGUUAUGUAGGAUUAACAUUAAGGAAUAUGAACAAAUAUGAAGAAGCAUUAGAAUGCUUUAAUUAAGCAAUAAUAAAAAAUCCUGAAAAAGAAAUUUCUUAUUAUAACAAAGGUAUCAUAAUUGAAAACUGAUAGCAAUUGUUUUAUAAUAAAUGAAUAGAUCUGAAUAAGCUUUGGAAUAUUAUGAUUUAGCUAUAUAGAAAAACCCUGAAGAUUCUGAUUUUUAUAAUGGCAAAGGUACAAAGUAAAUAACAUUAUGUAUAGCAUUUACUUUAACUCAGUUGUAAAGAUAUGAAUAAGCAUUAUACUAUUAUGAUUAAGCAAUUUAAAAAAACUGUGAAAGAUCAGAAUAUUUCAAUAAUGCAGGUAAAAUGUAGAGUUAUUUUUGCAGCUUUUACAUUAAGAUAAUUGAGUAGAUAUAUAGAAGCAUUGGAGUAUUAUGAUUUAGCUAUAGAAAGAAACCCAGAAAAUUCAGAUUAUUAUAAUGGCAAAGGUGAAAGUAACUUAUUAUACUGUAGCAUUAACUUUAAAUUAUUUGAAAAGGUACGAAGAAGCUUUGGAAUAUUAUGAUUAAGCUAUAAAGAGAAACCCAGAAAAUUCAGAUUAUUAUUUUAGCAAAUGUAUGAGUUAUUAUGUGUUUUUGUUUAGCAAUAAUUUUAAGGCUUAUGUGUAAGUAUGAUGAAGCUGUGGAAUAUUGUGAUUCAGCUAUAGAAAAAUAUCCAUAAAAUUCUGAUUAUUAAUAUGGCAAAGGUAAAAAUUAAUUAUGUUUUUAUAGGAUUAACUUUAAGACUAAUGUGUAAAUACGAAGAAGCAUUGGAAUAUUUUGAUUCAGCUAUAGAGAAAAACCCAUAAAAAUCAGAAUAUUAUAAUGACAGAGGUAAAAAUGAAGCAUGCUAGUUAUAGCAUAAACUUUACAGCAAUUGAGUAGAUUUGAAGAAGCAUAAGAAUGCUACAUUAUAAUGAAAAACAUAGAAUAAAAAAAAAAAAUAGGUUGAACGAUU